Messenger RNA from Magnolia sinica, 1246 nucleotides. RefSeq names its product polyubiquitin 11-like. Gene Ontology annotation, molecular function: ubiquitin protein ligase binding; protein tag activity. Lineage: Eukaryota; Viridiplantae; Streptophyta; Magnoliopsida; Magnoliales; Magnoliaceae. Gene Ontology annotation, cellular component: cytoplasm; nucleus. Bases 102 to 1046 code for a protein of 314 amino acids. The transcript has 2 exons. Gene Ontology annotation, biological process: protein ubiquitination; modification-dependent protein catabolic process. The record is from RefSeq and is a predicted model, not a curated record.
ACCAAAUCACCUUCCUAAAUAGAGAGAGAUUUUCUCCUAUUGCGAUAGCGUAUUCUCUCUCUUUCUCAGUCGUAAGUAAGGGUUUCAGAUUCCCCACAGAGAUGGAGAACACCCAAAUCCCCACUCCAGGAAAUCCGCGGGCCCUACCGGAGCCCAUCCAUCAACAGAUCUUUGUGAAGGUUGAGAAAACCAUCGGGUUCAGAGCAGAGAUCUCGGACACAAUUGACAACAUUAAAGCUAAAUUCCGAGAUAUGGAUAGUAUUGCAACUAACCUCCAGGAGAUUUCCAUCUCCAGAAACAACCUCAAGAAUGUUCAGACAAUGGUUGAUUAUGGAUCCCAAAAUGCCUCAACCAUCAACUUGCUAGUACAGUCAGGAGGUAAAAUGCAGAUAUAUGUGAAGAUUCCUCUGAUAAAAAAAACCAUUGUGCUGGAAGUGAAGAAUUGGGACACUGUCCACAAUGUCAAGGCCUGUGUUCAGGAAAAGCAGGCAGUCCCACCUGACAGACAGACCCUCAUCUAUGCCGGAAAACUGCUUGAGGAUAGCCAAUCUUUGGCCUCUUACAACAUCCAAAAUGGAACCACUCUUCAUGCAGUCUUCCGCCCGAGUGAUGGAAUGCAAAUAUUUGUCAGUAGGCGAACAGGAGAUGUCAUCAAACUCGAAGUGAAAACAUGGUACACCAUCCGGGACAUCAAAACUACAAUUGAGAGCAUGUUGGGGACCCCACAACACCAACAAAUGCUUAUCUAUGCUGGAAAGCUGCUUGAUGAUGAUCCAACCUUAGCUGAAUAUGGCAUCAAGAGUGAAUCAACCCUUCAAUUGCGGCCCUACGAGAUGCAGAUUUUCUUUAAGCCACUGACUGGAAGGACCAUUUCACUUGUAAUGAAGCUAUGCGAUACCAUCAAGAGUGUUAAGGCCAAGAUUCAGGAAAAGGAAGGGACACCUGUAAGAAAUCUCAGGCUCGUCUAUGCAGGAAAAUUACUUGAGGACAACCGAACACUCCAGGAUUACAAUAUCGAAAAGGACUCCACCUUGAACAUGAUGUAAUUUGGAAGAAGGUAAUAGUUAGAAGUGAAUGUAAAAGGACUCCCAAUACUUUUGUAAACGAGUUUGAUGUCUACCCAUUUGUGGCAACAUGGUAACACAUGAAGGCUUUCUUUUGAACUCAUUUAGAUUCUUAGAAUUAUUUCCACUUGUGUCUGCAUUCCAUGAAAGUACUUAUCCCCCCUUAAAUACCAUGUUGGAUU